AUGCAUAAGAUCCUGUUGUUGGUCUUGUUGCUUGCCGUCCAAACCAUAUUCAAUGGCGUCCGGUGCGAUAACACGACAGGUGAGGUCACUAAGCUACAGUUACCAAGUGGUUGUCUCAGUGGAACCCUGAAGCCCAACAGCAGCCUCUUCAAGUUUCAUCAACUUCGUUAUCUUGAUCUCUCUAAAAACAACUUUGCCUCCUCUUCACUCCCUUCCGAGUUUGGCAAUCUCAACAAAUUAGAGGUCUUGCGUCUUUCCUCUAAUGGCUUUAUAGGUCAAGUUCCUUCCUCAUUUAAUAACCUAAGCCUGCUUUCCUUUUUAGAACUUUCCGGAAAGGAGCUCACUGGUAGUUUCCCACUUAUACGGAAUCUAACCAAACUCUUACUUUUAGACCUUUCCAAUAAUCGCUUCUCAACUCUUAAACCCAACAGUAGCCUUUUUGGCUUGCACCACCUUCGUUACCUUGAUCUCUCUUUGAACAGUUUCACUUCGUCUUCACUUCCUUCCAGAUUAGGCAAUCUCAACAAUUUAGAGAUCUUGGGUCUUUCCUCUAACGGCUUCAUCGGCCAAGUUCCUUCCUCAUUUAGUAACCUAAGCAUGCUAACCUUGUUAUACCUUGACAAGAACGAGCUGACCGGUAGUUUCCCACUUGUAUGGAAUCUAGCCAACCUCUCGAUUUUGGACCUUUCCAGUAAUAACUUCUCCGGAGCCAUACCUUCUUCUCUUCUCACUAUGCCUUCCUUGUCAUAUCUAAAUCUCCGUGGAAACCAUUUCACAGAUCCUCUUAAACUUCCCAACUCCUCUGCUUCAUCUCGGCUUGAAACUCUGUUCCUUGGGAAUAACCGUUUUGAAGGAAAAAUCCUAAAGCCUAUCUCAAAGUUCACCACCCUCAAAUAUCUCGACCUUUCUUUUCUAAACAUAAGCUACCCAAUUGACUUAAGGCUCUUCUUCACUCUCAAAUCUUUGUUGAGACUUGAUCUUUCCGGUAAUAGUAUAAUGGCUACUAGUAUAAGUUCAUAUUCCAACAUCACAAUGAACUUGGAUGUUUUGCUCUUGUCACGCUGCGGCCUCAGUGAGUUCCCAAACAUCUUAAGAACCUUUAAGAAAUUGGAGCAUAUAGAGAUUUCAAGAAAUAGAAUUGAAGGGAAAAUCCCCCAGUGGUUAUGGAACCUUCCUCGUCUGAGUUUCCUGAAUCUUGGUUACAAUUCUUUUGAUGGGUUCCAAGGAUCGACAAAGGUUUUAGUAAAUUCAUCAGUGCAGAUAUUAGUGUUGCCUUUCAACCGUUUUGAAGGAGCAUUUCCUAGUCUACCACUCUCUAUCAACGUGUUGUCUGCAAGGAACAAUAGUUUCACAGGGGACAUACCACUUUCAAUCUGCAAGCCCUCUCUCAUUGUUCUUGAUCUAUCCUACAACAACUUCACCGGUCCAGUUCCUCAAUGCCUGAGUAACUUCAGGGACGUGAAUCUCCGGAAGAACAACUUGGAAGGAAAUCUUCCGGACAUGUUCUAUGCUGGUGCCUCUCUGCGCGCACUUGAUGUUGGCUACAAUCGACUAACCAAAAAACUUCCAAGGUCUCUACUAAAUUGUUCAUCUCUACAGUUCUUAAGUGUAGACCACAACCGAAUCAAAGACACAUUUCCUUUCUGGCUCAAGGCGUUAUCCAAUUUGCAAGUCCUUACCCUACGGUCAAACAAAUUCUAUGGUCCUAUAUCUUCUCCUGAUCAUGGUCCUCUCGCAUUUCCUGAGCUGCGAGUACUUGAAAUAUCAGAUAACAACUUUACUGGAAGCUUUCCACCAAGUUACUUUGUUAAUUGGAAAGCAACUUCACUUGAGAGGAAUGAAGAUGGGAGUUUAUAUAUGGGAUACAAAAAGAAAACUUCCAAAGAUGGUUACUAUACUUACGAAGAUACUAUAGAUUUGCAAUACAAAGGUCUAUUCAUGGAACAGGGCAAGGUCCUUACUUUCUACAGCGCCAUUGAUUUUUCUGGAAACAGAUUUGAAGGAUUGAUUCCUGAAUCCAUUGGUCUCUUGAAGACUUUGAUUGCGCUCAACUUAUCGAACAACGGAUUCACAGGCCAUAUUCCUCUUUCUUUGGUCAAUGUUACAGACCUCGAGUCACUAGACCUGUCAAGAAACCAACUCUCUGGGACUAUUCCCAGUGGCCUCAAGACUCUCUCGUUUUUGGCGUACAUAAAUGUAUCUCAUAACCAACUCAAAGGUGAAAUACCACAAGGAACACAAAUCACUGGGCAAUCUAAAUCCUCCUUUGAAGGGAAUGCAGGGCUUUGUGGUCUUCCUCUAGAACAAAGUUGCUUCCGCUCUAGUGUGCCAGCGAUACAACCAAAGCAAGAAGACGAAGAAGAAGACAAAGGAGAGGUGUUGAACUGGAAAGCAGUGGCUAUAGGAUAUGCUCCUGGAGUGUUGUUUGGAUUGGCAAUAGCAAAACUCAUUGCUUCAUACAAGCCAGAGUGGCUCGUCAAAAUUAUUGGUCCUGAAAAGCGCAAACACCGUUAGAGGAUUGACUUGGUUUUACGUGUGAUCUUUGAAUGUCUAUAUCAAAACCUUGCUGGUUUUGUUAUGUAGUGGUUCCUUAUGUUUAUUUGUAUCUUCAUGUGAAACUUUGUUCUAUUUCCUUUUCAAUAAAGUAAAAAUGCUGAAAGUUGGAUAAA
Messenger RNA from Arabidopsis lyrata subsp. lyrata, 2669 nucleotides. Its product is annotated as receptor-like protein 12. The record is from RefSeq and is a predicted model, not a curated record. Gene Ontology annotation, molecular function: protein binding. NCBI's taxonomy places the organism in Eukaryota, Viridiplantae, Streptophyta, Magnoliopsida, Brassicales, Brassicaceae.